ACUCAUUUCAGGACACACAAGUCUUUAGACCGUUGCCAGUUGGAGGAUGUACAAAUUUAGCUUUUUAUUGGCCACAGUGCUGCUGAGCUGCGCAGAGUUGGGCACAGCGCAGGUGAAGCCAAGUGCAGAGAUCGGUCGGGUCACGGUCCAAGUACCGUUGCUGUCCAAUGGAAAGCCCGUUAUGUCCAAUGCCAAUGAUCAAGUGGAGGUGGCUGAUGUGCAAGAGAUAAAGCCGGACAAAGUUGUCCCGCCGCUGGCCCAGGUACCACCGAAAGUACAAGAGUCUUCGUUAUCAAAGGUGCGUCGGAUGCGAGCUAUAGCUAUGAGUCCCGUCUUGCCCAAUCAUGGAAUUCGCAAUCCGGUAGCUUUAAAGUCGCGUAAGGCCAGAUCUGCUUGGUCUACGGCUAAGCCUCAUUCUGGGCGUCCCAAGCCGUGGUAUGCUUCAGCUUUGUACCCCAAAUCAUGGUCCUGGCGCCCCAAAUCUUGGUAUGCUCCUGCCUGGUGGCACCCUCGACCAAUGCUCCCCAAGCUGCGUAAAAUGCGAUCAGUUGUAACCACAAUGACUACCAAUGUGCCGCCAGCAAGCUCGACCGUUCACUCGGUGCGUCCUAAAUCCGCGAAGAACUGUUAUAAUAUGCUAGUAACUGGCAUGCUGGCCACCACGAUUAUGCCCAUGCCACCAACACCCGUCGAGAAUUGUGAUGAGCUCUGCACCAAGUUCGAGCUGAAUCCCAUAUGCGCCUACAACGGUAUCUGCAUACAUGAGUUUCCGAACCAGUGCGUUAUGGACACAUUCAACUGCAAACAUCGCGAUCUGUCCUUCCGUGCCGUAGAUGAGGACGUCUGUAAUAUGUCCCUGUGCGCUCGUCGCUGCACAGAAGAGGAUCUCAAGGUGUAAAAUUUUGGGCAUGUUUUAUUUUGAAAUUUUUAAGCCAUACAUAUAACUGAUUAUGAAUGUAGAACAUUUUCUACUCUAUGCGUCCUUUAAAUGAUAAUAAAUUGCACAAUUAUUCGUGAAAAGAGA
Molecule: messenger RNA, 1024 nt
Organism: Drosophila busckii
Lineage: Eukaryota; Metazoa; Arthropoda; Insecta; Diptera; Drosophilidae
Exons: 2
Coding region: 47-898 (283 amino acids)
Molecular function (GO): protein binding
Source: RefSeq, a predicted model, not a curated record